AUGGCCUGCCUUCGAGGGACCUCGCGCAUCCGCAAGCACCUCGUUCCGCUCCUGCUGCUGAAACAACAGAAGUGCUGCUGUUCUGCUGCUGCUGCUGCUGCUGCUGCUGCUGCUGCUGCUGCUGCUGCUGCUGCUGCUGCUGCUGCUGCUGCUGCUGCUGCUGCUGCUGCUGCUGCUGCUGCUGCUGCUGCUGCUGCUGCUGCUGCUGCUUCUGCUGCUGAGGCGCCGCCCGCGGCGGUUCUCGUAGUCCUGCUACUUGCCGCGGCUGGCGGGGUGCGCGGCGGAUCCGGGGGGAAUGCGGCGGCGGGCUCCCGCAAGCUGGUCGCGGGCGGAAGCGGGAACAAUGCCGCGCUGGCGGAGCUCGUGAAGGAUACCCCCCAUGCUUCCGCGGAGGGGGAAGCCGCGCUUGUAGUGAAGGAUUCCGCGCCUUCUUCCGCCAGUGGCGAUGCGGCGGAGGAGGCGCAGAUUCCGGCGCUGCAGCUGAUUAUUGCGGAGGAAGGGCGCGCGGAGGGCGCCGUGUGCUUGGACGGAUCGGCCCCUGGGUUCUACUAUCGGAAGGGAUACGGCUCAGGACGCAAUAACUGGGUUCUGUAUUUCGAGGUGUGA
Closterium sp. Naga37s-1 is the source of this 606-nucleotide messenger RNA. The record is from the annotation of a GenBank genome assembly. NCBI's taxonomy places the organism in Eukaryota, Viridiplantae, Streptophyta, Zygnematophyceae, Desmidiales, Closteriaceae.